Molecule: messenger RNA, 3017 nt
Organism: Chrysemys picta bellii (western painted turtle)
Lineage: Eukaryota; Metazoa; Chordata; Testudines; Emydidae
Source: RefSeq, a predicted model, not a curated record
CAAGCACAUGACAUGAAGUAGCUGCUGAUACAGCGGAGCCACAAAAGGGAAGAAGGUGGGGUAGAGGUCAGAAUCAGAAGGCUAUUCUGCUUUAUUUGCAGUUUGGGAGUUAUCCCUUCCCCUCCACUCUCAACACACAUAUAGUAUGACAAGUUCCCUUCAGUAUCAAAUGUGCCCAAAAGAUAAUAAAUGAAUGAAAGAGAAGGACGGGUGGGUGGGAACCUUGAUCACAUGAGGAGGAGCAGGAACUGGAGCUGGGCACCGGCAGUUCCUGCAGAGCAAGUCAGUGCAGGAAGUCGGAACUGCAAAGAAACAAUUGUGCUCAUGAAUAGCUCUGGGUGUCCAUCUCAUAAAUUAGAAAUCAAUAUAAUCAUAAACAAAGGGCUGCCUGUAAAUAUAUCCCUGUCAGCUCACACCUGCCUCAACCAAGAGAGAAAAGAUGAGCUUUGCAGUGUGUUUGGGAGGUUAACGCACCUGGGCUACAGCCGACUAAAGGGAGGGAGCAAAUCAACCAAGGAUCCAAUAUCAACUUCAAGUUGUGUUCCUGUUUUCUAAAUGGAGGUCACAUUCCUGCUGUGAGAAAUGCCAAUAUGAGUUUUGCCAACUCUUCUGGCUGCUGCCCCCAGCCUAGCAACAUUAUGUUUGUCCUUGUCUUGAUUGAGCCACAGCCAGCUAGUUCUCAUUUAAACGCUGGUUGGAUCAGAUGUGAAGGAGACAUAGUAAGAUCCUGAUUUUGGAAUUAGAGCCUCUUGCCAGAAGCUGUCUGAAAGGAUCUUCAUUAAAACAAGCACCACAACAAGAAGCAUUUUCAGAACAGAAAUGAACAGCUGGACAGCAAAUAACAGUUUCGUCAACAGCAGUGGAACAGAUCUCACUAUCGGCUUUACCUCUUCUGCAAUAGCUGUCUUUUUAUUUGGGACAAACUUUGUACCUGUUAAGAAAUUUGAUACUGGUGAUGGAAUGUUCUUCCAGUGGAUUCUCUGUGCUGCAAUAUGGAUAGUAUCAUUGGUGGUGAACCUUAUUCAGAAUAGCCCUCGGUUUUGGCCUCUUGCUAUGGUUGGGGGUAGUGUAUGGGCUACAGGUAACAUUACAGUUGUCCCCAUUGUUAAAACCAUUGGUUUAGGUCUUGGACUCUUAAUCUGGGCUUCUUUUAAUUUGCUAACUGGCUGGGCAAGCUCAAGGUUCGGCUGGUUUGGAAUUGACCCAGAAGAAGUAUCAAAACCCAUCUUAAAUUAUAUCGGAGCUGGACUUUCAGUGUUAAGCACUAUCAUAUUUCUUUUUGUAAAAAGUGAAGUUCAGAGUUCUUCAACUUUGUUAGAAGCCACCCCAUUACUGAGAGAGAGGUCAGUCAACAAUUCUGAAAAUACCUAUUCUGAUGCUUCAUGGGUAGACAGUCUUUCUCCAGCACGAAAAAGAAUAAUAGGCUGUACCCUAGCAGUAGUAGCUGGAAUAUUCUAUGGUUCCAGCUUUGUGCCAGUGCUCUACAUCAAGGACCAUGGUAGAAGAAAUGGAACGGUAUACACAGGAGCAAGUCAAUUUGAUUUAGACUAUGUCUUUGCACACUUUAGUGGAAUCUUUCUCACAAGUACCAUAUACUUUUUGAUCUACUGUGCAGUCAUGAAAAAUAAACCUAAAGUUUACCCUGAAGCCAUAAUACCAGGAUUUGUUGCUGGUGUACUUUGGGCAAUAGCCAAUUGUUGCUGGUUCAUAGCUAAUCACUACCUCAGUGCGGUGGUCAGCUUUCCAAUAAUUACUGCUGGCCCUGGCUUUGUAGCUGCUAUGUGGGGAGUCCUGGUAUUUAAAGAAAUAAAGGGAUUGAAAAACUACCUGUUACUCUCCGUAGCAUUUUGCGUCAUUUUGGCUGGGUCACUCUCCACAGCGUUUUCUAAAAUUUGAAGGGAUUGCUUGGACCAGCAGAUGGUGCUACUGGUUAAUAAAAACACUCUAAGAAGACUGCAAUCUGACAUUUUCUGAGCUGAUUAAUAGAUCUGCACUCUGACAAGAGACUGGCGAAUAUUCAUAAUUCAAGUUUUUUAUGCCAACUGAGAAAAUUCAGCAGAAAUUGUUUCAGGCCUGAAACAAGUAAAAGAUAGCAUGGAAUAUAUAUAUAUAUUUUAAUAUAUUGGAAGAUGCCAGUGUUGUCUUUCUGGAUGAUUGUAGGAGCAAAAACUGGCCUUCAAAGGGUUUCAAAUAAUUUUUAUAAUUUUCUGUUAUAGUGCAUUGGUCUAUAAACUAUCAUUGAAUCAGGAUAAGUUUUAAUUCAUCUUCGCAGGUUGGAGGAUAAAGGGAAUGUUAAUUCUGGGUCUUAAUAUUUUACUUUGCAAGGCAGUACACUUUUAAUAUAUUGUGUGUUCUGGUUUAUUAGGGCUGAUAUGCAAAACAAUUUGUCAACAAAGUAACCAUAGCAUCACUGAAGCAAGGUUUGUUGGGGAGGGAGGUUGUUUUGUAUUGUUAAGACGUUAUCUAUUAACGUGUCAGUUUACAUAAAAAAAAUGUAUCUGCUAUUCACUUUAUAGUUUUGAAUGUAAAAGCUUUUUGUUGUUGUUGAAAUAGUCAACAAUGUUUAUUGAUGAUCUUGUUUUGUUUAACUGAAAGAAGUAGUUUACAGUUCCAUUUAAAUUAUGCAAAUAUUAGUACCUUGGGCAUCAUUCUUGAAAUAUUUUCUAAAAUCUACUCAGUUGAAGUAGAAUUGUGAGGAACUAUGCAAACAAUUUAUUCUGGAACUGGAGCAAUACCUUCAGUGUAAGAAAUGUAAAUUUGUUGCCAAAUUACAUAUACAGUUAAACAUUUGUUGACAGGCACCAACUAUUGUGCAUUUUCUGAAUAGUCAGACUUUUUCAUGCAGCACAUUCCAUAUCAAAGCUGUGGCCAUCACAGUAACAUUUUGUAAUUGGUUAUACUAAAAAUUCAUGGUAAUUUCUAUGUUGUCAAACAGGUUUUGCUAGAGUGCAAAUUGCAUGUGUUGUAUUAUGACUCGAUUUGCAUGUACAAUUUCAAAAUAGAGUGAUUUCAGAGUA